AUGAGCUUGUUCGAAGGUCGCAUGAAAGAAUACCCCAUUAUAUCUCUGGACCGCUUCGACAGAGAAAAUUUAUAUGCCAGAGCAUAUUUUUUGUCGCACUGCCAUAAAGAUCACAUGAAGGGUUUAAAGGGACCGUUGCUCAAAAGAAAAUUAAAGAUCAGCUUAACUGUCAAAUUAUACUGUUCACCCGUAACAAAAGAGCUUUUACUGAGCAAUCCAAAAUAUGGCUUCUGGAAAGAUCAUAUUGUUUCUCUUGAGGUGGAUAAUCCAACUCAAAUCUCACUGGUAGAUGAAAUAUCAGGAGAGAAAGAAGACAUCGUGGUGACGCUGCUUCCCGCUGGUCAUUGUCCAGGAUCAGUCAUGUUCCUGAUUGAGGGAAACCAAGGGACGGUGUUGUACACAGGGGAUUUCAGACUGGGGAUAGGGGAGGUGGCACGCAUGGAGUUCUUACACUCAGGGGGCAGGGUGAAGGACAUUCGGAGCGUUUAUCUGGACUCGACCUUCUACGAUCCCAGGUUCUUCCAGAUUCCCAGUCGGGAGGCCUGUCUGAACGGGAUCAGGGAGCUGGUGCGGGAUUGGAUCGCCCUCAGCCCGUACCACGUGGUUUGGCUGAACUGCAAAGCCGCAUACGGCUACGAGUAUCUCUUCACCAAUCUCAGCGAGGAGUUCGGCGUGCAGGUCCACAUAGACCGCUUGACCACGUUCCGGAACAUGCCUGAGAUCCUGUGUCACAUGACCACCGACCGAUCCACGCAGAUCCACGCCUGCCAGCACCCACAGGACGACGAGUACUUCCGCGCCGGCAGGCUGCCCUGCGGGUCCACGGCGCCGAACGGCAAGCCGCUGCAGGUCAUCAGCAUCAAGCCGUCAACCAUGUGGUUCGGGGAGAGGAGCAGGAGAACCCGCGUCGUCGUCAAGACAGGAAAGAGCUCUUACAGAGCAUGCUUCUCCUUUCAUUCCUCCUUCACCGAGAUCAAAGAUUUCCUGUCCUACAUCAGCCCUGUCAAUAUAUACCCCAACGUCAACCCACCUGGCAAAACUCUAGAGGACGUCAGAGAAAUAUUGAAACCCAUGUGUAGAGGUUACGGAAGCGGGGAAGUGACCUACAAACCACUGGGGCCUCUCAAAAGAGCAAAAGCAGAGCCCGCUUCAGCUGAUUCUGACAGUGAGGAUGAGCUGUUUGAGGAAGAAGUGGUCACUCCCUGGCAAAGGAAGUUUCCUGGAAAAGGGCAGCCGUUGUUCCUCAAUCCCCUGAGCUCAGACAACAGAGCGCCCUCUAACAUCCCGGAGGACCUUUGCUCAGAACUGCACCCCGCUCAGGAGAAUCUUAACUAUAUGGACUGCACAGAGUCCAAUGAUGAUGAGGACGAUGAGGAAGAAGAGGAGCCCGCAGAGUUCCAGCAAGCCACCAACGACGGGGUCACAGGGAGCCUUCCCAGAGGGCAAAGUGCAGCCAUCGGCUCCAGGAGGGAAGCAUGUGACCGCGAGGAUCAGCGGAGUGCAGGGGGCAUCUCCCGGCCUGACUCCAAGGCUCUCUCCUGGGAGGCGUUUUUUGCAGUUGACCCAGCACAAACGGACGAGGGCUCGGAGCUGGAGAGCAGCCAGAGCAGCCUGGUGCGGUCAGCGGGCGUGGCGGGGUCGCAGUCCCCAACCCUGUCCAGCGACUGGUAUGACGACGCCACUCCCGUCUGCUCCCAGUCCAGUGACGUCUCUGACCCUGGCACAGAGAGCUUGAACCAGGAGGACACUGUGUGGAGAGGAGGACUGAGCCUGUCUGACGGAUGUAUAGACAGGCAUUAA
Molecule: messenger RNA, 1800 nt
Organism: Megalops cyprinoides (Indo-Pacific tarpon)
Lineage: Eukaryota; Metazoa; Chordata; Actinopteri; Elopiformes; Megalopidae
Product: protein artemis-like
Exons: 14
Coding region: 1-1800 (599 amino acids)
Biological process (GO): double-strand break repair via nonhomologous end joining; protection from non-homologous end joining at telomere; interstrand cross-link repair
Molecular function (GO): 5'-3' DNA exonuclease activity; damaged DNA binding
Source: RefSeq, a predicted model, not a curated record